UGCUUAUUAAUUUCAGAACAUAUCUGAAUGACUUCUCUGUGGCAUAUGCUUCAGUAGAGGAGCAGACAGUUCCUGACCAGGGACAGAUUUCAAGUUCUUCUCUAUUGGUACCACUACCACCAGUAGAUUCCUCUUCAGAGUCAACGUUUAAGAUCUUCCCUGAGGACAGCUUGGUGUCUGAAAACCCACACAAGUGCCUCUGGUCAAUCAUUCUCUUCACAGCAUCACAGUCUCCUCUCCUGGCAAAGCAUCUGCUCUGCUGAACUUUGCUUAUGGAAACAACUUCUCCCUGAGAACUGGUUGAAAACAAUUCCCCAGGGGCUGUGCUUCCCAGCAUGGAGGUGAAGAGCUUUGCAGUUUGGGAUUAUGUCGUAUUUGCAGCCCUCUUUAUCAUUUCCUCUGGAAUUGGGGUGUUCUUUGCUAUUAAGGAGAGAAAAAAGGCAACUUCAAGGGAGUUCCUGGUUGGGGGAAGGCAAAUGAGCUUCGGCCCCGUAGCGCUGUCUCUGACAGCCAGCUUCAUGUCAGCGGUCACCGUGCUGGGGACCCCUGCUGAGGUCUACCGCUUUGGGGCAUCCUUCUUCCUCUUCUUCAUUUCAUAUACAUUUGUCAUCACCUUCACUUCGGAGCUCUUUCUCCCCGUCUUCUACAGAUCUGGCAUCACCAGCACUUAUGAGUACUUAGAACUGCGGUUCAACAAACCAGUUCGCUAUGCAGCAACUAUCAUCUACAUUGUGCAGACGAUUCUCUACACGGGAGUAGUGGUCUAUGCUCCUGCUCUGGCGCUCAACCAAGUGACUGGGUUUGAUCUCUGGGGCUCUGUGUUUGCAACAGGAAUUGUUUGCACAUUCUACUGUACGCUGGGAGGAUUAAAAGCAGUGGUGUGGACGGAUGCAUUUCAGAUGGUUGUCAUGAUUGUGGGAUUCUUAACGGUUCUCAUUCAAGGAUCAGCUCAUGUUGGUGGAUUGCACAAUGUAAUAGAACAAUCAACAAAUGGAUCUCGACUAAACAUAGUUGACUUUGAUGUAGAUCCUCUUAGGCGGCACACUUUCUGGACAAUCUCAGUGGGAGGAACUUUCACAUGGCUUGGGAUCUAUGGAGUUAAUCAAUCAACCAUCCAGCGAUGCAUCUCUUGCAAAACAGAAAAGCAUGCGAAGCUAGCCUUGUAUUUUAACUUAUUGGGUCUCUGGAUCAUUCUGGUGUGUGCUGUCUUCUCUGGUUUAAUCAUGUACUCCUACUUCAAAGACUGUGACCCUUGGACUUCUGGCAUUAUCUCAGCACCAGACCAGGUAUGUACAACAGGGCAGACUGGUCAGGUUUAUUUAGCUUGGACUGUGUUUUCGCUUUUCUCUCCCUGUAGCACCGUGGCCGCCAGUAUCAAUGCCUUAGCAACAGUGACCUUUGAGGAUUUUGUCAAGAGCUGUUUUCCCCAUCUCUCCGACAAGCUGAGCACCUGGAUCAGUAAAGGCUUAUGUCUCUUGUUUGGCAUGAUAUGUACUUCCAUGGCUGUGGCUGCAUCCCUCUUGGGGCCUGUUGUGCAGGCUGCCCUCAGCAUCCAUGGCAUGUGCGGGGGACCAAUGUUGGGCCUGUUCUCUCUGGGAAUCAUAUUCCCUUUUGUGAACUGGAAGGGUGCCCUAGGAGGCCUUCUGACUGGAAUCACCUUGUCGUUUUGGGUAGCCAUCGGGGCCUUCAUUUAUCCUGCACCAGCCUCCAAGACAUGGCCCUUGCCUUUAUCGACAGACCAGUGUGCCCCAUCAAAUGUGACAGAAUCAGUGCCUCCAGCGCUAUCCAGCAGACCUGCAAUUGCUGACACCUGGUAUUCGAUCUCCUACCUUUACUACAGUGCAAUAGGCUGCCUAGGGUGCAUGGUUGCAGGAAUAAUCAUCAGCUUCGUGACAGGUCAUCAAAGAGGCAAAGAUAUUCAACCACUUCUAAUUAGACCAGUUUGCAAUUUAUUUUGCUUUUGGUCUAAGAAAUACAAAAGACUGUGCUGGUGUGGAGUUCAGCAUGAAAGUGGGACAGAGCAGGAAAACCUUGAGAAUGGCAGUACCUGGAAACAAGGAGCUGAGUCUGCCUUACAGAAUGGACUCAGGCAAGAGAGCCUGGUCCCUGUUCCAGGCUGUGACUCCAAGGACAAGAGCUCCAACAAUAUGGUGGUGGAGAAGAUCACCCAUUUCUAAGGCCAUCUGGACACACAUGCACGCACCCCACCCCCACCCAAAACACACCCACAUACACAGAUACACACAGUCAACAUCUUGUCUGCUGGUUAAUAGACUUUGUAUAGUUGCCCCUGAUAGAAAAUAGGAAUGUCUAAUGUCUAUUUAUACUUAUUUAUAACCACAAAUAAAAUGCCUCUGCCACAGGAUAGUUCCAGAAUGUUCUUUGGAACGCCCCAAAGAUAUUUUCAGAUAAGAAAAUUAAAGCCAAGCCUGAAAUA
Molecule: messenger RNA, 2437 nt
Organism: Manis javanica (Malayan pangolin)
Lineage: Eukaryota; Metazoa; Chordata; Mammalia; Pholidota; Manidae
Source: RefSeq, a predicted model, not a curated record